This is a messenger RNA of Sorghum bicolor (sorghum), 1653 nucleotides long. RefSeq names its product peroxisomal (S)-2-hydroxy-acid oxidase GLO3. The record is from RefSeq and is a predicted model, not a curated record. Gene Ontology annotation, cellular component: peroxisome. The coding region runs from base 195 to 1298 and encodes 367 amino acids. Gene Ontology annotation, molecular function: FMN binding; oxidoreductase activity. The transcript has 12 exons. NCBI's taxonomy places the organism in Eukaryota, Viridiplantae, Streptophyta, Magnoliopsida, Poales, Poaceae.
AUCUGAUCUGACUGAGUGUUUAAAUACCCACACGGGCACACCACGAGACCCCUGCUCCAAUCCACCACUCCACUCCAAGUCACACGGGCAGCCGUCUCAGCCUCGCCCGACUCCGCUCCCCCUGUGCGUUCGAUCAGAAGUUGUUUGAACUGCCGACGAACUGGAGCUAACUGUGAGAUUGUUUGGCCAGAGACAUGGAGCUGAUCACAAAUGUCACCGAGUAUGAGAAGCUCGCCAAGGAGAAGCUGCCCAAGAUGGUGUACGACUACUAUGCCUCCGGCGCAGAAGAUCAGUGGACGCUCAAGGAGAACAGGGAGGCCUUCUCCAGAAUUCUGUUUCGACCACGGGUACUGAUUGACGUCUCCCGUAUCGACAUGGCCACAAACGUCCUGGGCUUCAACAUUUCCAUGCCUAUCAUGAUCGCUCCUUCAGCCAUGCAGAAAAUGGCUCAUCCUGAUGGAGAGCUUGCUACGGCAAGAGCAGCAGCCUCUGCAGGAACAAUAAUGACACUGUCCUCAUGGUCUACUUCCAGCGUUGACGAGGUCAACUCAGUUGGGCCAGGGAUACGUUUCUUCCAGCUCUAUGUCUACAAGGACAGGAAUAUAGUACGGCAACUCGUGAAAAGGGCUGAAAUGGCUGGCUUUAAGGCUAUUGCACUCACUGUAGAUACUCCAAUACUUGGCCGCAGGGAAGCUGAUAUAAAAAACAGAUUCACCUUACCUCCACAUCUGACGUUGAAAAACUUUGAAGCGCUGGAUCUCGGCACGAUGGACAAGACAAACGACUCUGGACUUGCUUCCUAUGUUGCUGGUCAAGUUGAUCGCACUCUUUCCUGGAAGGACAUCAAGUGGCUGCAGACAAUUACCUCACUGCCAAUCCUAGUGAAAGGAGUCGUGACAGCAGAAGACACUAGACUUGCAAUUGAAUAUGGCGCUGCUGGGAUCAUUGUGUCCAACCACGGCGCACGCCAGCUAGAUUAUGUUCCUGCAACUAUCAGCUGCCUGGAAGAGGUCGUCAGGGAAGCGAAAGGCCGGCUGCCGGUGUUCCUCGACGGCGGCGUUCGCCGUGGCACGGACGUGUUUAAGGCCCUUGCGUUGGGAGCUUCAGGAGUAUUCAUCGGCCGGCCGGUGUUGUUCUCGCUGGCAGUGGACGGCGAGGCCGGCGUGCGGAAGGUGCUGCAGAUGCUGAGGGACGAGCUGGAGCUCACCAUGGCGCUCAGCGGCUGCACGUCGCUGAGGGAGAUCACCCGCGCCCACGUCAUCACCGACAGCGACAGGAUCGGCCGCUCGCGGCUGUAGCUGUAGAAUGCACAGUUCAGCUCGGCAUGUUGGUCUCGACUGAACUAUCCACUGUCCUGAUUCAAGAUACCGCUAUUUGUAGCUGUUGUGCUCUCAUUUUACGUUAGGCAAAUAAGGAAGCUGCAUAUGUGUCAAUGUGUGUGUGCCUGUUGAUGACGUUUGUUUGCACAAUUGCACCGCAGUCGUAGUUGCCAGUGUUGAUCACUUGAUUGGCGUUGCUGGUUGGUUUGGGUUCUCGACACAUGGAAAGGAGUUUAUGAGAUUUUGGGUCGGUUUAGUAUACUAACCCAUCAAUCUCGUAUAAAGUUAUAAUCUUAUAAGAGUCAUAAAUUGGUCGAAAAAAUCUUAGAAGUCA